AUGACAAACGGUGCGGCGUACGUCGAUGCUCAGCCCAGCCUCAUCCCUGCGCGCAUCAGCAUCCAUCACCUCCAGCUGCGCGACCUGCUCCAGCCCGCAGCGCAGCCCGACCGCGUCCUCUUUGUCAACCGCCUCAAGAUCGAACAGGCCGACUUCAACAGCCUCAAACCCCCCACCACCUACUGCACCCUCGACUUUCUCCCAAACUGCCUCACCACCUCGUGCGGACUCCUCGCCGCCGGCGGACAGCACAGCGAGCUAGCACUCCGCCCCCUUCACUCGCCCAGCUACACGCCUCAUCACCAGGUCGAUCCGGACGCCGACCGUUACCCGGCACCCUGGCUGCUCAGGACCCCCACCGGCGGAUCCAUCAACAACGCCAUCAGCAUCCAGCCCGACUCGUACGGACAGCCCUCGUCGUCUGCAUAUUCGGCUCCGCACUCGUCUUCCCGGCGGAGGAGGGAAAGGAUCCGCGUCACCCCGCAUGAUCCGUCUACCUCGUCGUCGUCCUCAAGCGCCACUAUCUGGGCGCGCGACGAACCGCGCUCCUCAUCGUCUUCCUACCCGUCCCCCUCGUCGUCCUCCCUCUCCCAGCGAUAUCCCUUGACCCACUCGGCAGGCCCUCCAUCCUGGCAGAUUCCCGAAUGCAGCGACCACGACGACGACACCGCCGCCGCCUACGGCUUCGACCCGUCGACGACCGCUUCCUACUCGUCCGGCGCGUUAUCGUCGUCGCCGUGGCGCAGCAGCACCUGGCGUCGUCCACACAACUCGACCCUGCGCGCCAACCUCGAGGCCGAGCGUCGACAUGCGGCGUCCGAGGUGGCAGCGCACGCCGGGCCCGUGAGGAUCAUGGUAAGCAACAAUGACCAAAGCAUCAAGUCGUACAAGCUGCGCCCGCCCUCGGGCUCGCCCGGGGCGGGAGGGCGCAUCGAGUCGGGCCUGCCGGGGCUGUCCAAGACCAGCACGCUCCACUUCCCCACGGCCAUCAACCACUCGUCGCUCUCUCCGGACCGUCGCACGCUGGUGGCCGUCGGCGACACGCCCGAGGUCUUUAUCUACCACGUGCGGCCCAACGGAGAGUACGACAAGGUGGCGACCUACAGCGCCUCGACGGAUGCGUCGUUUUCGACGACGUGGUCCCCCGACGGGUCCAAGUUCGCCGUGGCCAGCCAGGACGGCAUCGUGAGCGUAUGGGACGUGCGCAGCUCCUAUCCGCUCGCCUCGCUCACGACGUCGCAGGCGGGCAUGCCCGGCGGCAACGGCGCGGCGCGCGUCGUCAAGUUUUCGCCCGGCGGCGACCUGCUGGCGUUUACCGAGCACCGCAACUACUUCCACAUCGCCGACACCGUCACGUUUGCCAACGUGCAGCGCCUGCCUGCGCCCCACGCGACGCCCGGGGCCGCAUCCCUAUCGCCGCUGGUGCCGACGUCGAUAUCGGCGCUGGAUUCGGCCCACCACGAUGACGGGGGAUACUCGGAUAUGCCCUCUCCGCCGCGGAGGGGAGCGAUGGCAGCGCCCAACAUGGGUCUGCUGACGAACCCGAUGAGCGUCUCGGCGUCGGGGUCGUCGUCGUCGUCGUCGGCCUCGCCCUCGACGUCCGGUCCGAAUCGGAUGCAGAUCCUGCUCAAUGCCGCACAGGCGCACCGCGAGGCGACGACGGUGCUGGACCGCUUCCGGAUCACAUCUUCGAUCCGACCGGGAACCGAGGUGUGA
Molecule: messenger RNA, 1716 nt
Organism: Pseudozyma flocculosa PF-1
Lineage: Eukaryota; Fungi; Basidiomycota; Ustilaginomycetes; Ustilaginales; Ustilaginaceae
Exons: 2
Coding region: 1-1716 (571 amino acids)
Molecular function (GO): protein binding
Source: RefSeq, a predicted model, not a curated record